This is a messenger RNA of Ictidomys tridecemlineatus (thirteen-lined ground squirrel), 4557 nucleotides long. The record is from RefSeq and is a predicted model, not a curated record. Lineage: Eukaryota; Metazoa; Chordata; Mammalia; Rodentia; Sciuridae.
GGCCAGGUUCUGGGAUCGCUGACAUCCAGAGAAGUUUUCUUUCACGUAUCUCUUUCCUGUUUACGUGCAGAUUGCAGGGUGGAAACUCCUUACGUUUCUCCUCUGCUUGCUGUAUAAAAAGGAACUCCGAAAAUGGAACUAGCCUCUAGUUCCACUAGCGCUUCUGAUUCCUUUACUUCCCUUUGUGCUUCAUCAUUCACUCUCUGUACAUUUUUUUUUGAGCCCCAGCUGUGUAUAGGCCACUGCUGGAAAUUCACGGUUACAUAUUAGAGACUGCUCUCAAAGUUUAUUCCACUGAGAGAUCAACCAAAAGCUCCAAAACGCUGUUUCCAUGGAUCUCAAUAGUGCCAGUACUGUAGUUCUUCAGGUCUUAACACAGGCCACCAGUCAGGAUACUGCUGUUUUAAAACCAGCCGAGGAACAAUUGAAACAGUGGGAGACACAGCCAGGUUUCUAUUCAGUGUUGUUGAACAUUUUCACCAACCACUCUCUGGAUAUAAAUGUAAGGUGGCUUGCUGUGCUAUAUUUUAAACAUGGAAUUGAUCGUUACUGGAGACGUGUAGCCCCUCAUGCUCUCUCAGAAGAGGAAAAAUCUACUUUGCGUGCAGGGCUCAUCACCAACUUCAAUGAACCAAUAAACCAGAUUGCAACUCAGAUUGCAGUGCUGAUUGCAAAAGUUGCCAGAUUGGAUUGUCCUCGACAAUGGCCUGAACUGAUUCCCACUCUUAUAGAGUCUGUUAAAGUCCAAGAUGAUCUUCGACAGCACAGAGCAUUGCUUACUUUCUAUCAUGUUACUAAGACACUGGCAUCUAAACGACUGGCUGCUGAUAGAAAACUGUUUUAUGAUUUAGCUUCUGGAAUUUAUAAUUUUGCCUGCUCUCUGUGGAAUCAUCAUACAGAUACAUUCCUGCAGCAGAUUUCUUCUGGCAGUGAAGCUGCAAUUCUAAGUUCACUUGAACGAACUCUACUAUCAUUAAAAGUGCUUCGUAAGUUAACUGUUAAUGGAUUUGUGGAACCUCAUAAGAAUAUGGAGGUGAUGGGUUUUUUACAUGGGAUAUUUGAACGUCUAAAACAGUUUCUGGAAUGCAGUAGAAAUAUAGGUACAGAUAAUGUGUGUAGAGAUAGGCUGGAGAAGACCAUCAUUCUUUUUACUAAAGUGCUUUUAGAUUUCUUGGAUCAGCAUCCAUUUUCAUUUACUCCUCUAAUUCAGAGAUCACUGGAAUUUUCUGUAAGCUAUGUUUUUACUGAAGUGGGUGAAGGCGUUACAUUUGAAAGAUUCAUUGUCCAGUGCAUGAAUCUUAUUAAGAUGAUUGUCAAAAAUUAUGCUUAUAAGCCAUCCAAAAAUUUUGAAGAUAGCAGCCCUGAAACUCUUGAAGCCCAUAAGAUUAAGAUGGCCUUCUUCACAUACCCUACUUUGACAGAGAUAUGUAGAAGAUUAGUCUCUCAUUAUUUUUUAUUAACUGAAGAAGAAUUGACAAUGUGGGAAGAAGAUCCAGAAGGCUUUACAGUGGAAGAAACAGGAGGAGAUUCUUGGAAAUAUAGUUUGAGGCCUUGCACUGAAGUACUAUUUAUAGAUAUAUUCCAUGAAUAUAAUCAGACUCUUACUCCUGUACUUUUAGAAAUGAUGCAAACCCUUCAAGGGCCCACCAAUGUGGAAGAUAUGAAUGCAUUGCUAAUCAAAGAUGCUGUGUAUAAUGCUGUUGGAUUAGCUGCUUAUGAGCUAUUUGAUAGUGUUGAUUUUGAUCAGUGGUUUAAAAACCAACUUCUUCCAGAAUUACAAGUCAUUCACAAUAGGUAUAAGCCAUUGCGACGCAGGGUCAUUUGGCUCAUCGGUCAGUGGAUUUCUGUGAAAUUUAAGUCUGAUUUAAGACCCAUGCUAUAUGAGGCAAUCUGUAACUUGCUUCAAGAUCAAGAUUUAGUGGUCCGGAUUGAAACAGCCACAACUCUGAAGUUAACUGUUGAUGAUUUUGAAUUUAGAACAGAUCAGUUUCUACCGUAUUUGGAGACCAUGUUCACCCUACUUUUUCAGUUAUUGCAGCAAGUUACAGAAUGUGACACGAAGAUGCACGUUUUGCAUGUCCUUUCUUGUGUGAUUGAAAGAGUCAAUGUGCAGAUACGACCAUAUGUAGGAUGUUUGGUGCAAUAUUUGCCUCUUCUUUGGAAGCAGAGUGAAGAACACAAUAUGUUAAGAUGUGCUAUUUUGACAACGCUUAUUCAUCUUGUUCAGGGAUUAGGAGCAGACAGCAAGAACCUGUACCCUUUCCUGCUCCCAGUUAUCCAACUGAGUACAGAUGUUUCCCAGCCUCCACAUGUCUAUCUUCUGGAAGAUGGUUUAGAAUUAUGGUUAGUAACAUUGGAGAACAGCCCAUGUAUUACACCAGAGUUGCUUCGUGUAUUUCAGAAUAUGUCACCACUUCUUGUUUUGGCAGAACUAAGUUCAGAAAAUCUCAGAACCUGUUUUAAGAUCAUCAAUGGCUAUAUCUUUUUAUCAUCAACAGAAUUUUUACAGACAUAUGCAGUGGGUCUUUGUCAGUCCUUUUGUGAGCUGUUAAAGGAAAUUACUACAGAAGGUCAAGUUCAAGUGCUCAAGGUUGUGGAAAAUGCCCUUAAAGUGAACCCAGUAUUAGGUCCACAAAUGUUUCAACCAAUUUUACCCAGUGUUUUCAGGGGUAUUAUAGAAGGGGAGAGGUAUCCUGUAGUGAUGUCCACAUAUCUUGGAGUUAUGGGCCGGGUCCUACUACAAAAUACUAGUUUUUUUUCUUCACUUCUUAAUGAGAUGGCACAUAAAUUUAAUCAGGAGAUGGACCAGCUUUUAGGAAACAUGAUUGAAAUGUGGGUUGAUCGAAUGGACAACAUUACCCAGCCUGAAAGAAGAAAGCUUUCAGCUUUGGCUUUGCUUUCUCUUCUGCCAUCUGAUAAUAGUGUUAUCCAAGAUAAAUUCUGUGGGAUUAUCAAUAUCUCAGUGGAGGGUCUACAUGAUGUCAUGACAGAAGAUCCUGAAACAGGAACUUAUAAAGACUGUAUGUUGAUGUCUCAUCUUGAGGAACCAAAAGUGACAGAAGAUGAAGAACCACCCACAGAACAAGACAAGAGGAAGAAGUUGCUGGCCCUGAAGGACCCUGUGCACACAGUGUCGCUGCAGCAGUUCAUCUAUGAGAAGCUCAAAGCACAGCAGGAGGUUCUGGGAGAACAAGGCUUCCAGUCUCUCAUGGAAACGGUGGACACAGAGAUCGUCACCCAACUGCAAGAGUUCUUGCAAGGAUUCUAAGAGUAUAUGCCAAAUGGCUGCCACCUUUUUCUUGAAGCAAGCCGAAUAACCCAGCCUUCCACCUGUAUGUGAGAGCCUGCUGAGGUGACAAAGUCACUUGUGUAUGAAGUUCAAGAAACAAAGACCACACAUUUUUUACUACAAAAUACAAAGAAUAAAUAUAAAUCCCACAUAACUAAAAUCACAAACCUAUUCCUCAAAAGAAUUUAAUUUUAUAUUUAUGAAGGGGCCGUAUGUUUGCUAGAGGUACAUUUACUGACAAUAGCUGCUUAAUUUCCUGUUAAGAGAAGAAACUUUGAUUGUCUUUUAAUCAUGUACUCUUAACACUUGAGAAGAUGAAGGUUGAUGUCUAAGAUGUUUUUCUGCAACCAAAAUUAGUUAAAUUUGGCUGCCUUAUCCCUUUUUUAAGUUAAUGAAACAAGUUUGGAAAAUGACAGAGCUGUUCAGAUGAUGCAAUUAAAGAAAUCUAUAUACCAGGCAAAAGUAUAUAAAUAGUGACAAAUGUACAUUACUAAGAUUACCUUGCAAGGAGUUGUUUUCAUCUGAUAUAGAAAAUGUGUUUUAUCAGACACAUGCUUUUAUUUUCAUCUCUGUAAUUCAGUGCAGGAAUUAGUAAAAGCAUUUUUUUUCUCAUUUGAUUUUUAGUAAAUACACUUAGUUUGUAAAUGUACAUUGUAAGGCCCACAGAAGUGAACCUGUGGUACUGCAGUAGCAGGUGGGAGACCUCUGGUCGUGGUUUGUUCCUAGUUUCUUUGUUACUCAUGAAGGCCAGCAACCCUGCAAAUGCCAAGAAGAACCAGGCAGCUCCUAGUCCCCACGUGUUGUGCAGUCCUACAAAGCCACGACGGGCUGUUACACACUUACCCAGGCAUCUCAGGUUCCUUAGUGCAUGGGUACAUCGGGGCCUCGGUGAUGUGGGUGCACCUCAGAGGACCCAGCAGUAAGCCCCAGAGCAUCAACACUGACAUAACCAGUCUUCCUUCCUUGUUCCUCCAUCAUGCAGUACUUACAAAGGGGAAAAGGAGAAAAUAAAGCCUUACUUUGUUUUGUCAUUUAUUGUAAACAACAACAACAACAAACCUUUAAAGCAUUUUUUUUAGGAAAUACUCAAAAGCAAGGUUGGAAAGUGUCUUAUCUUUCUAUAGAAAGUUGGGUACAGUAUGUAACUGCGGGAAACCCACUGCCCCUUUGUAAGCUGUGGAACCCAAAAUGUCUGGGAUAUUUGAUGUUUUCAGCAAGAGAAAGAAAAUACAGUCCAAAUUAAAUUUUCCAAAGAUACCUCACCUUGA